Molecule: messenger RNA, 978 nt
Organism: Rotaria sordida
Lineage: Eukaryota; Metazoa; Rotifera; Eurotatoria; Philodinida; Philodinidae
Source: the annotation of a GenBank genome assembly
AUGGAAACUAGUAGCAAGAAACGAUUAGCAACAAUUAAUGAUGAUAAUCAUAGUUCAAAUUUAAUGAAUCAUACUAAAAAGAAGAAAAAAACAUCAUUAUCAUCAUCAUUAAAUAUAAAUGAAUCUCCUAUUGCUGGUACACGAAUUACUGAAUGGGAAGAAUAUGAAAAAUGGAAAGAAAUACGUGGUGAUAUUGAACCAACAAUGAAUUAUGUUGAAAUAACACCAGAAGCAAUUGAAGAAUUACGUAAAAUAAAAAAUAUUAUUGGUGAUUAUAUUUGUCAAUUAUGUAAAGUUAAAUAUGAAAAUGCUUUUGCACUUGCUAUGCAUAAAUGUCCGCGAGUUGUGCAUAUUGAAUUUCGCUGUCCAGAAUGUGACAAAACAUUUAAUUGUCCUGCCAAUUUGGCUUCACAUCGUCGUUGGCACAAACCACAAACAUCAUUAUCAUCGAAUGAAACAGCAAAACAAACACCAUCAUCAUCAUCAUCAUCAACUCAAAAAUCAAUAACAAAUAAACAUCCACGAUGUUCAUCUCGUUCUGAUUCUCGUUCAACAAAUACUUCUUCAUCAAUAGUUUCAGAUACUGUUCAUGAAUAUGCAUCUCUUUCAGCAUCAUCACCAAAUAUGGAUGUACGAAAAAAAGAUUCUAUUAUCUCAAAUGGAACACAUAAAAAAUCUCCUGAUGAAAUCCUUCGAACUAUGUACAAUGGAAAUUCACAAUGGAUGGUACCUUCAUCAUUUCAACCAUUCACAACUUCACAUAUGAAACCACCAUUGAUUUUUCGACAUCAUCGAUCUUUACCUAUGUCAAUUCCAUCAUCAUUUGAUUUUCGUCGAUUACAAUCAUUGUGUAUUUUUUGUCAUGAACAAUUUUCUGACCUUAAUCAUUUACUUCAACAUAUUCGAAAAAAUCAUGCGGUGACAUCCAGUACAAAUACCAAGAAUACUACUUUAACAUUAGACAAAAUAGUCUUUUAA